AUGGAGAAACGUAAACCCGCCGGCCUGCUGCCCUCACCGUAUCACCUCCUCACCGUGCCCCCGGACCUGCCGGGGACCCUGCCCCGCCUCCCUCUCAGGGACCCGCUCACGGUCUCCCGGCGUCUGGACGCCGCGUGUGGGCCGCGGGCGCCCGGGGGCUGCGCCGCGAGGCCGCCCUGCCGGCUCCUGCCGCUGGAGGGCGCCCUGGAGCCCGCCUUCCUCCGCCGGCGCAACGAGCGCGAGCGGCAGCGGGUGCGCUGCGUGAACGAGGGCUACGCGCGCCUGCGAGACCACCUGCCCCGGGAGCUGGCCGGCCGGCGACUCAGCAAGGUGGAGACGCUCCGCGCCGCCAUCGGCUACAUCAGGCACCUCCAGGAGCUGCUGGAGCGCCACGGCCGGGGGCAGGAGGGCCCCGCCGGCGCCCGCAGUCCGCGCCCGGCCGAGUGCAACAGCGACGGCGAGUCCAAGGCCUCGUCGGCGCCUUCGCCCUGCAGCGAGCCCGAGGAGGCGGGCAGCUAG
Molecule: messenger RNA, 519 nt
Organism: Leptonychotes weddellii (Weddell seal)
Lineage: Eukaryota; Metazoa; Chordata; Mammalia; Carnivora; Phocidae
Gene: ASCL4
Product: achaete-scute family bHLH transcription factor 4
Biological process (GO): developmental process; regulation of transcription by RNA polymerase II
Molecular function (GO): DNA-binding transcription factor activity, RNA polymerase II-specific; RNA polymerase II transcription regulatory region sequence-specific DNA binding; protein dimerization activity
Source: RefSeq, a predicted model, not a curated record